UAUUUAUAUAAAUUUAAGGGGUUCUUUUUGCAGUCUUGUGUUUUUUUUUUCCUUUUUCUUUCGUUCAUCACUGUCGUUAAUUUGUCUGAACUGAACCAUUAAACUAAGAAACCCACCUUCCAAGACACAAGCCAUCUCUUCUGGGUUUGCUUCAACCUUCAAUUUUUCUUCCUUUUCCAAUAAAUUUCAGUUUUCUACACAAGUGAUGUUUGCAAGGUUUGGAAUCAGGUUAUAGGAAUGAUUCCUAGUCGCUACAAAAACUUGUUUGGUUCCCCAGAAAAAAUUGAAAAUCAGUUGGACUCUGAUCAUGAAAUUGAAAUUAGUUCAAAGGAAAGAAAGGGACAUUUUCUGUGGAAGAAAGUGAAAUAUCAACUUGUUGAGUAUCAUCUAUUGCCUGCAUAUUUAAAGGACAAUGAGUUUAUUCAUCGCCAUUACCGCGCAGAAUGGCCAUUGAAGCAUGUUCUUCUCAGUAUCUUUCAGAUUCAUAAUGAGACUCUUAAUGUCUGGACCCAUUUGAUUGGAUUCUUUCUAUUCCUCUUUCUGACUGUAUAUACAGCAUUUAAAGUUCCAGAUGUUGCAGAUCUUACUCGUCUGCAGCAUUUUCCUGAUAUGCUCCGAAAAGCGGAUUUCCGCAAGAUUCAUUCAGAUUUGUUGGACUGUCUUCAUAAUUUGUUGCCUGAUCUUAAGACUUCUUUGCUUUCUAUGGAAUUCCUGUUGUCUCUUUCAGGAAAUGUUGUGGAAUUUCUUACACAUUGCUUGCCCGCCGGAUUCACUCAGAUGUAUUAUCCCAAUGUCAGUGUACUGCAAGGAGUUACAGAUGACAUGUCAAAUAUGAUUCCUCCACCUACCUUCGAUCCGAUAACGAGAUGGCCAUUCUUCGUUUUCAUGGGCGGAGCAAUGUUCUGUUUGCUAGCAAGCAGUACAUGUCAUCUCCUAUCGUGCCAUUCGGAGAGAAUGUCUUACAUUGUGCACAGAGUAGACUAUGCAGGAAUUGCUGUUCUCAUAACAACAUCGUUUUACCCUUCAGUCUACUACUCCUUUAUGUGCAAGCCCUUGUACUGCAACAUUUAUCUAGGGCUCAUAACAGUUUUUGGAAUUACUACCAUGGCAUUUUCGCUUCUUCCAGCGUUUCAGAAGCCGGAAUUAAGAGGGUUCCGCGCAGGUCUCUUUUUCGGGAUGGGUGUGUCAGGUGUAGCUCCUGUUCUCCAUAAGCUGAUACUGUACGGGGACCAAUCUGAAGCCAUACAGACAACAGGGUAUGAGUUAUUAAUGGGGAUUCUGUACGGACUCGGAGCGUUGUUUUAUGCUACGAGGAUUCCAGAGAGAUGGAAACCGGGGAAGUUUGACAUUGCUGGGCAGAGUCAUCAGAUUUUUCAUGUUCUGGUUGUAGCAGCUGCUUAUACGCAUUACCAAGCGGGGCUUGUUUAUUUAAGAUGGCGAGACUUGCACGGUUGCCAGAGAGUUUCAUAGUUCUGAUUAGGGUUGUACUCGAACCGGACCAAACUAAAACUGUAACUGUGGUUCCGUUAUUUAAUGAAUACUGGUUGGUCUGUAAUUGUAUAAAAGUUAUAAAAAAACGAUCAAUUAAUAUAAAUACAUAUAUUUAUAAUA
Molecule: messenger RNA, 1611 nt
Organism: Mercurialis annua (annual mercury)
Lineage: Eukaryota; Viridiplantae; Streptophyta; Magnoliopsida; Malpighiales; Euphorbiaceae
Product: heptahelical transmembrane protein 4-like
Exons: 5
Coding region: 238-1470 (410 amino acids)
Cellular component (GO): membrane
Molecular function (GO): signaling receptor activity
Source: RefSeq, a predicted model, not a curated record